This is a messenger RNA of Musa acuminata subsp. malaccensis (wild Malaysian banana), 2426 nucleotides long. Its product is annotated as probable LRR receptor-like serine/threonine-protein kinase At5g59680. Gene Ontology annotation, molecular function: protein binding; ATP binding; protein kinase activity. Gene Ontology annotation, biological process: protein phosphorylation. The record is from RefSeq and is a predicted model, not a curated record. NCBI's taxonomy places the organism in Eukaryota, Viridiplantae, Streptophyta, Magnoliopsida, Zingiberales, Musaceae.
UUUAUUUCAUUUCAUAUUUUUCAUGUCUGCUAUGCUGAGAGAUAUCAUGAACAGGUUCCCGAUCGACCCUUACGAUCGCGUUUGGAACCCCUACAACGAUCCCUCCUGGCUCACCUUGUCCACCAACUCGACCGUGGACAACAGGUUCGAUCCGUUCGAGCCGCCGUCCGCUGUGAUGCAGACGGCGGUGACUCCGGCCAGUGGCUCGCAGCUAGCCUUCGCCUGGGACUCCGUCUCCCCCGACGACAAGCUUUACACCAUUCUGCACUUCGCCGAACCCCAGAAUCUGACGGGAAACGCAACGAGGGUGUUCGACAUCAUCUGGAAUGACGAGUCCUGGGUUAGUGGGUAUACCCCGCUUUACCUCUCGGCUGAUUGCCAAUACGACUCUGAGCCAUUCGAAGCCAAUUUUGAGUAUCAAUACGUGCUCAACGCGACGAGCGACUCCACCCUCCCGCCCAUCAUCAACGCCUUCGAGGUCUACACGUUGAUGCAGCUCACACAGACCGCCACCGACUCCGCAGACGUUGACGCCAUGAUGGCAAUCAAAUCACACUAUCAACUUAAGAGAAAUUGGAUGGGUGAUCCAUGUGCUCCGAAAGAAUACGUAUGGGAUGGCUUGAAUUGUAGCUACAAUACUGAUCCACCAAGGAUCACAAAUAUAAAUUUGACUUCCAGAGGAUUGACUGGUGAAAUAUACAUCUCUUUUGCCAUGCUUGAAGCUGUCAAGUACCUGGACUUGUCUCACAACAGCUUUAAUGGAACAAUACCUGAUUUUCUAGGCAGUUUAUCAUCUCUCCUUGUCCUAGAUUUGUCUUUUAACAAUUUAACAGGAACAGUACCCGAUUCUCUUGAAAAUCUUGUAUCACUCCAAAUUCUAAAUUUGGCAGGAAACAAUUUCAAUGGAUCUGUUCCUGAGAAACUCUGCAAAAGGUCAGAUGCUGGGUUACUUAUACUCAGGCUUGACAAAAAUGGCUGUAACAAAGCGUCUUCAUCAAGGUCUAAAACAGCUAUCAUUGUAAUUAUCGCAGCAGUGUCUGGGCUGCUACUUCUUGUGAUAAUAUUGGUAGCUGUGGUAUGUAACAUCAGAAAGCAGCAAGGUCGGACCUCUAAUACCUUUGUUCAGUCACAUAGUGUAGUCUACCCUCGGCAGAGAGAGCAUCAAAUUUCAUUUGAGAGUAGGCAGUUUACAUACACACAGUUGGAGAACAUAACAAAUAAGUUUACAACGGUCAUCGGGAAAGGAGGUUUUGGCAUGGUUUAUCAUGGUUGCUUGGAAACUGGAAAGCAAGUUGCGAUCAAGAUGCAUUCUGUAUCAUCACCACAAGGAAUGAAGGAAUUUUUGGCUGAGGCCCAGAACCUGACGAAGAUCUACCACAGGAAUCUGGUUUCUCUGGUUGGUUAUUGCAUGGAUGGGAAUUGCCUAGCGCUUGUUUACGAAUACAUGAAGCAAGGAAGCCUCCAAGACCAUCUACGAGAUAAGGCUGGUUGUGCCAAAGUCUUGAGUUGGGGACAGCGGCUUCAAAUUGCACUGGAUGCUGCACAAGGGCUGGAUUAUUUGCACAAAGGAUGCAAGCCUCCAAUAAUCCAUAGAGAUGUCAAGAGCAGCAACAUUCUCUUGAGCGAAGAACUAGAGGCUAGAAUAGGGGACUUUGGGUUAUCCAAAUCUUUCCAUAGCGAUGAGCAAACCCAUGUGUCCACAGGGACAGUGGUUGGCACCCCUGGAUAUAUUGAUCCCGAGUACCAUCAAAACUACCAGCUCACCGAGAAGAGUGAUGUGUACAGCUUUGGUGUAGUUCUCCUGGAGCUGAUCACCGGCAGACCUCCGAUCGUGCCCAGUCCAGGAAAUGUUCACAUUAUUAAGUUGAUUGCCACAAGUCUGUCUCGGGGUUGCAUAGAAGAAAUCAUGGAUGAAACUCUGCAAGGAGAAUAUGAUGCCACUUCUGCGUGGAAGAUCCUGGAUCUAGCUCUCAGGUGCACCGCAGAUCCGGGCAGCCAGAGGCCGACGAUGUUUGAAGUAGUGACGCAGCUGAAGGGCUGCUUGAAGCCGGAGAUUGCCUCUAACAGUAACGAUAUCAUAUAUAUUGAAGGAUUUAACAUGAGCCGAGAAAUUUCGUCCGAGAUGGGGGCGAGCUUGCUGGGACCAACUGUUCCUUCUAUCAGAUGAAACUUAUCGUGGUUAUCUCUGUUCGUGUAUGCUGUGCGCAUUAAGGUAAGAUGUAGUGCAUGUAACUGUCAUUGGCACUCGUACUGCCGCAAAAUAGGAUGUUCCUCUUGGGGAUUUCUGCUGCGGAAUAAAUAUAGAACUUGGUGUUGUGUAAUCUAUGCACUACUGUAUCUCUUUUCGGCAAUAAUGAAACAAUAUGCUGUAAUCUGAAAUGGAUUAGAACAUCAAUAUAUCAUGUAAUAAGUUUGGUCUCUGCACA